This is a messenger RNA of Ascoidea rubescens DSM 1968, 3500 nucleotides long. Its product is annotated as GATA-type transcription factor. Gene Ontology annotation, biological process: regulation of DNA-templated transcription. Gene Ontology annotation, molecular function: sequence-specific DNA binding; zinc ion binding. The transcript has a single exon. NCBI's taxonomy places the organism in Eukaryota, Fungi, Ascomycota, Saccharomycetes, Ascoideales, Ascoideaceae. The coding region runs from base 436 to 3378 and encodes 980 amino acids. The record is from RefSeq and is a predicted model, not a curated record.
UGCGUCCACGCCCUCAUCUCUUCACAUCUUUUUUCCCAUAUAAAUCUGACAUUUUCUAUUGUUUUUCAUCACUUCAUCACCUAUCACCAUUGCUUCAUCCUUCUUGUUCACUUAUUUUUUAUUCUUCCUGAUUUAUUUCACUAGAUAUCUCAUCUCAUCCAUUUCUUUUGCCCUUUUUUAACUUUUGUCUUGUCUUUGAUUUUUCCCCCCUUAUUUUUAACUCUGAUCCACGACUUGUUCCCUUUUUUUCCACUAUUUUUUUUAUUUUUCGUUCUUGUUUUUUUUGACAAACAAUCAACAAAAUCACACAACAUUAAAUCUCAUUAAUCAUCCAUUCAUCUGUCUAUCCAUCUAUCUAUCCAUCUAAUCUACUAAUCUAUCAUCUCUUUAUUUUUACCUAUUCAUUGUUUUUCUCCUUUUCUUUAAUCUCUCAAAAUGUCAGGUCUUUUAAUCUCCUCCCUGUCUUUUGAUUCAGAUAAUAAUAAAAAAAGAAAGAGAUCCCUAUCAAUAACCAAUCAAUCAAUCAACAACAUCAACAUUAAUAAUAUUAACAAUAGUAUCAACAAUACCAUUAACAAAAACAUUAGUAAUAACUCGUUGUUGAAAAAUUAUAAAAAAAUUAAAUCAAACAGUCAAAACUCUUCUAACACUUCUCCUAUUUCCAAUUCUUUAUUGCCCACUCCUCCAAACUCUUCUUCAUCUUCUUCAAUCUCAAAUCUUGCAAAAAAUAACAUCAACAAUAAUGAUAAUGAUAAUGAUAAUGACAACGAAAACGAAAACGACCAGGAUCAUGACAAUGAUGACACAAUCUCAAUCACUGACUCUCUUCAAUCCUCCCAAAAAUCGCUUUCUUCCUCUCCAAUAAAACAAAAAUUGUCUCUAGAAUCUUUAAACUCCGUCUUUUCAAAAGACGAUUACGACCCAUUCACCCUCAACUAUUCUCUCAAUUACCUAGACACUCUUCCCUCCAAAUCUUUCCUAUCCAAAGUAAACUCUCUCAAUUACAGCUCAAAAUUUAACUUUUCCUCAAUCAACAACAAUAAUAAUAACAACAACAAUAAUAACAACAAUUACCUCAACAACAACAUUAAUAACUACCAAUCCCAAUACCACUACUCAAAUUGGACCCUUUCCUUUGAAAGAUGGUUGGAGAAAAAAGACUCAAGCACUUAUAAAAAUCUAAAAUAUUCAAUCAAUAAUUUAGACAACAUCAACUCAAAUCCACUCAUUCACACGGUUGACAAUAACAUGGACAUUGAUAAUGAAACCAUUAACAACGACAAUAUCAAUAAUUAUCAACACAAUAAUUGUGAUAAUCAUGACAAUAAUAAUAUUACUAAUAUUAGUACUAUUACUGAUAAUAAUAAUAAUAAUAAUACUAGUAUUGAUAAUAAUAUUACUACUACUACUAAUAAUAAUAAUAAUAACAAUAACAAUAACAAUAACAAUAAUGAUAUUAACAAAAUUGAUAUUGAAAUUGAAAAUCAUCACAACCACAACAAUCAUGACAAUAUCCAUGAUAUCCCUCACGAUUUUGACACUGAAAACGAUUUAACCAUUUCGGAUGACACAUUCACAACUGUCUCACAAUCAUCCCUAAACCCUACAAACUCUUCUUCCUCAACCCUAUCUCCAUCCACUUCCUCGUUCACAACUUCCUCGUCCACUUCUACUUCUUCAAAAUCUUCUAAAAAUAAAAACAAAAAAAACAUAAAAAACAAAUCAAAAAAUAAAAACAAAAACAAAAAUAAAAAUAAAAAUAAAAAAUCACAAUCCUCAUCCUCUAACCAAUCGGUAACUCCGACUCCAUCAAAUCAAUCCCAACCCCAACCCCAAUCUCAAUCCCAAUCUCAACCCCAAGCACAAUCACCUAAAUCAUCCAAAAGAUCCUCCCUCAGAGAAAAAAUCAACUCCUAUCUAAUCAAAAAACCUAAAUUCAAUACAAAAAUCUCUAAAAAGUUCAAAUCUUCAAACAACUUUUUCUCAAAAUUGCUUAUCAACAGCAAUCACAAGCAAUCUCCUUCCACUUCAUCAUCCUCAUCAUCAUCAUCCAUCCCUUCCUCAUCUUCAUCUUCCCAUUCAUCUCCAUCAAAAUCGAACAAACAUUUGUCUCCCUCUUCAACAACCCCUUCUUCUGUUGUUUCUCCAAACAGAUCUCCUUCUAUUUCCCAUUCUUCAAACACUUCAUCUCCUAUCGUUCAUCCAAAUAAUGACUUUAUAAUCAACAACCAAAACUUGUCCUCAAUCUCAACUAAAUCUUUUCAACAUUUAAACCUAAACCAUCAUUCCUCUUUAAGAUCUAUAUCCUCAACCCUUUUGACACCACCUACUAAAGACGAAAUUAAUUACGCCUACAUUAAUAACAAUAACCAAUCGAUAAUUAAUAACAUCAAUCAAAGAUCAGUCUCAAAUUCAACUACAUCCUCUUUAUCUUCAACUACCUCUGCAUCUUCAACUUUAUCUGAUCAAUCCUCAAUAUCCUCGGUUUCUUCAAAUGGUUCAACCAUUCCAACCUCUGAUAUCUCUUCUCCCUUUAUAAAUUAUAAAGGUUUAUCAACUGAUAACACCAACAACGUUAUUAAUCAUAAUCAUAAUCCUAAUCCUAAUCUCAAUCCUAAUAUUAAUAUUAAUAAUAAUUUUAAAAUUCCCUCAACUUCAUCAACUUCAUCAGCUUUCGCUAACAAUAUUUUACCCCCACUUAAUUUUCCUUAUGAGUCAAACUACAUUUAUGCUAAUAACAUUAAUGAUGUUCUAACUUAUCAUAAAUACCAAAAUAAUGAUACCUCAUUCCAUACAAGAUCGGAAUCAUUAUCAAACUCUUAUUUGACCUCUAAUGAUUUGGCUUAUAACCCAAAUUUUAAAUCAAACAUUAAUCCCCCAACACUAAUUUCCUCAACUCCAAUUACUUUCAAAAAGAAAGCUUCAAAUACAUCUUUGAAUAGCUCAAUUGAUAGUAACAGUAUCAAUUAUAAUAAUAUUAAUAUUAAUAAUAAUAUAUCUACUGCUAAUUCCUCUAAUACUAACACCACCAACACUAGUGUUACUAACAUCAACAUUAACUCUUCAACUCAAUCUUCUACAUCUACAACUAAUGCCCGUUCCCAUUCUCAUCACCACACAAAAAGAAGUUGUGUAUCUUGUGGUUCAUCCCAAUCACCAUGUUGGAGACCUUCUUGGUCAUUAUCUGCUGGUCAGUUAUGCAACUCUUGUGGUUUAAGAUACAAAAAAACUGGUGUUAGAUGCAUCAAUCCUACUUGUUUGAGAAUACCCGCAAAGAGCGAGUGGAAUUUAAUUAGAAGUAAAGCAAAUAAUUUAAGAAAAGACUUUAAAUGUUUAAAUUGUGGUUAUGACGUUGAAGUCUAUGGAAAACUUGAUUAGGUUUUUACAGAUUUUUCAACUUCAAUUUCAAUUUUAUUUUUGGUUUAUAUUGAUCUUUUCAAAUCCGAAUUUUUUUGUUUGUCAAUUGAUCAAACGAUCAAUCGAUUGAUUUUUUUAUUUAU